CAGAAGUUGCUGAGAAGCUCCUUCUGACAGAGAACAACCUCGGAAGCUAAAACAGGACGGUUUUGCAGUUUUGUCUUAAAAAUAAGCGUCGCUUUUGUUUCAUUUACGAAUUUGUCACGGCGGCAAAUUAUUGUCAAAUAACAGGUAGCGUUACGCAGUGCGCUUUUUAUUUGCAGAGUGUGUAUGUAAAGGUUUUUCCUCACCUGUCAUUACUGAACAUUUGCAGGUGAUGGCUGAACCCAGAAUAUCUUCCAUUGAUGGGAAGUUAGCUGAAGAAUUCGCUGUUCCCUCCCAUGCCGAAGAGGUGAAAGAGAAGAUGGCUGCUUUUGCCAGGCACCAUGCGGUAGCAGGUCGCAUGGUGGUUCUCAUCACAUCAGGAGGCACCAAAGUUCCCCUGGAGUCCCGCACAGUUCGCUUCCUCGAUAACUUCAGCAGCGGCAGACGAGGGGCCUCUUCAGCAGAGUAUUUCAUAGACUCAGGCUACGCUGUCAUCUUCCUGCACAGGCAUCGCUCGCUCUACCCCUACACACGUAUGUUCUCAACCAUUAACAUGCUGGACGCCCUGAAGUUCAGAGGUGGAGAGGGAGCAUCCGGUAACACCGGUGAAGUGGUGGUUAACCAGCAGGUGCUUCCGAACAUAGCGAAAGUGCUGAAGCGAUACCAGGAAGUGAAAGAAGGCAGACUUCUUCUGCCCAUUGAGUUCAGCACUCUGUCAGAGUAUCUGCAUCUACUCAAAGCAGCAGCACAGGCACUCAGCACAAUAGGAUCCAAGGCCAUGUUUUACUUGGCUGCAGCUGUGUCUGAUUUCUAUAUCCCAGCAUCUGAGAUGCCUGAACACAAAAUCCAGUCUUCCAAUGGACCUCUUCAACUCAGCAUGAACAUGGUCCCAAAGAUACUGUCCCCCCUGGUGAAGGACUGGGCACCUCAGGCAUUUGUCAUAUCUUUUAAGCUGGAGACAGAUGCAGCCAUCCUGCUGGACAGGGCUCGCCGGGCUCUGGACACCUACAGGCACCAGGCUGUUGUGGCCAACGUACUGGACUCUAGACGGGGAUAUGUGGUGGUGGUGACCCCUCAGACUCAGGUUGAGCUGAUCCUCACAGAGGAGGAUGAGAAGAAUGAGGUGGAGAUUGAAGAGAGGAUAGUGAGCAACCUGACAUCCGCACACAACAAGUUCAUAACUCAGCAAGGAGGUUGACUGUAAUCAUCGUCACUGCAUGUCUGAGCCAAUGGCAUGUAAGUCAUUGUCUGUGCUCUUACCUGAUCCUGAGCUUGGCUUAAAUUCCUACUUGCCUCUUCUCCUGAAAAGUUACUGUAUAUUCAGUAUGUUGUUUGGUUGCAUAACGUUGGUAAUAACUGUAACUAUGAACACAUCAUAUCCAUCCCUUGCCCUUUUAACAUGCUCUAAAAACAGGCCUCUAUGCUUAUAGUGCGGUCUCUGUACAGGGACAAUAUGUUAUUGAAAAUGUUUAUUCACAUUGCACAAUGAAUCUAGAACAGAAAAACAUUUUCAUGUCGUUUCUACAAUAGUGACUGACAGUUGAUUACUUCAGUGAUGUGCUUUCCUACACAGGUCACCUAUAAUAAACAUUUCUAAGUACA
Molecule: messenger RNA, 1599 nt
Organism: Micropterus salmoides (largemouth bass)
Lineage: Eukaryota; Metazoa; Chordata; Actinopteri; Centrarchiformes; Centrarchidae
Gene: ppcs
Product: phosphopantothenoylcysteine synthetase
Exons: 4
Coding region: 230-1195 (321 amino acids)
Biological process (GO): coenzyme A biosynthetic process
Cellular component (GO): cytoplasm; nucleus
Molecular function (GO): phosphopantothenate--cysteine ligase activity
Source: RefSeq, a predicted model, not a curated record